Cinclus cinclus is the source of this 876-nucleotide messenger RNA. RefSeq names its product RRAD and GEM like GTPase 1 (gene REM1). The transcript has 4 exons. Gene Ontology annotation, cellular component: plasma membrane. NCBI's taxonomy places the organism in Eukaryota, Metazoa, Chordata, Aves, Passeriformes, Cinclidae. The record is from RefSeq and is a predicted model, not a curated record. Gene Ontology annotation, biological process: negative regulation of high voltage-gated calcium channel activity. Bases 1 to 876 code for a protein of 291 amino acids. Gene Ontology annotation, molecular function: calcium channel regulator activity; GTPase activity; GTP binding.
AUGACUCUGAACACGCAGCCUGGCUGCAGGAGCCCUCUGCGACGGAGGGCCAGCACCCCGCUCCCGCGGCCGGGUGGCUCUGGGGCCACUUCGCGGGGUGAGCCCUGCCACCCCCAGCUCGGCCACACCGCCUCCGAGCCGGGCGGCAGGGCCCCCCGCGGCAGCUGCUCCCCCGACUCCUCGGGCUCCCCAAGCCUCAGGAAGCCCCGGUACCGAGUGGUGCUGCUGGGUGACCCCGGCGUGGGGAAGACCAGCCUGGUCAACCUCUUCGCCGGCGUCCAGGAGAGGGACCUGCUGGACCAGCAUGGAGGGGCCGCGUACGAGCGCAGGCUGACCGUGGAUGGCGAGGAGACUACUCUGCUGGUGCUGGACACCUGGGAGCCAGAGCAGCGGGUAUGGUGGGGCUGGCGCCGUAGCCACUGCCUGCAGGUAGGGAACGCCUACAUCAUCGUUUACUCUGUCACUGACCGGGACAGCUUUGAGAGUGCCUCAGAGCUGCGCAUCCAACUGCGCCGCGCGCGCCAGGCUGAGGACAUCCCCAUCAUCCUGGUGGGCAACAAAACUGACCUGGUGCGGUGCCGUGAGGUGUCCGAGGAAGAAGGCCAGGCCUGCGCCGCCGUCUUCGACUGCAAGUUCAUUGAGACGUCGGCAGCUCUGCAGCACAACGUGGCUGAGCUCUUCGAGGGGGUGGUGCGGCAGAUCCGCCUGCGCCAAGGGGGCAAAAAGUCCCAGCUGCACCCCACGCCUGGCCAGAAGCACAAGGAAAGCCUCGCCAGCAGAGCCCGGCACUUCCUUGACAGGCUGGUGACCAGGAACAGCAGCAGAGUGGCCCUCAAAGUCCGUUCCAAGUCCUGCCAUGACCUGUCUGUGCUCUGA